Messenger RNA from Penaeus indicus, 1106 nucleotides. RefSeq lists its product as uncharacterized. The transcript has 8 exons. The coding region runs from base 261 to 1106 and encodes 281 amino acids. The record is from RefSeq and is a predicted model, not a curated record. Lineage: Eukaryota; Metazoa; Arthropoda; Malacostraca; Decapoda; Penaeidae.
CAACUGAAGAGCCAACAGCGCAGCCGAGCACAACAGAGACCCCGGAUGGCUCCCUCGUCUACACCUUCAACACGGGCGCUGCUGGCUGGACCCUGAGUCACUUGAACGGCGCCACGUGGACCCGCAAGGAGUUCGACAGCAACGGGCGCCCUGUGAACGACCCUCCUAAUGGCCCGUGGGUUUUGGAAAUCCAGCCUGACGAGGUCCUGGCAGGUACCGUUGUUGCCCAGAGCCCCUUGCUUGAAGCAGUCGACACCAGGAUGGUCGUGGCUGUCACCUUUUGGAUGGACGGCGCUGAAGACUUCCAGGCUGAGCUGAAAGUCCGGCGAAAGACUGACUUCAGCACUUUCGACGUGAACCCCAUCAUGAACCUGGACCCGUUCGGCGACCAGGAGAACCACCGCUGGAUCACGUACCUGGCGACCCUCGACGGCCUGACUCCUGGACAGUCCUUUAAUGUUAUUCUGGAGGGCUCCCUGGGCGGACACCCCAACAACUCGGUGGCUGUGGACAUGGUGGAGAUUCGGGGCGUCCGGGAGGCCGCCCUCGACCACUCGUCCUUCUUCGACUUCGAGAACGGCCUCCAAGGCUGGUCGUCCGGGAACCUGGAGGGCGGGCGGUGGCUCCUGCAGACCUGGAGCGAGCUGGACCCCUCGGUGGGCGUCCCGCGGCCCUCCGACGGAGAGAACUUCCUCUUCGUGGACCGCUUCGACAUCCACUCGGGUAAGGCGCCGCGGCCCCUCGCGGACGCAGGACUGUCAUAUACUACAAGAUAUGUCUCUCAUAAGUCAUUAUCACAUGAGACAGGGAUCGUGUUGUUCUAUCGGGUUGUAAUAUUAUUAGGACUCUUACACUUCAGUAGACAUUCUCUAGAUGGUGUUGGUUAUUUAGGUCACUCGCCUGUCGCACCAAAUAUGAGAGGAAAUGAAAGCAAGGUAGUUGAAUGGAAGGAAUUGUGUCAGGACAAAGGGGCCAGUGAGGAUCUGUUCUGCACAAGAAAUAUCCUUCUGCAAAAGAAGGGAUGCAUAGAAUGGCUUGAUAUUACACUGAAGACCUAUAUUUUAAUAAAAUACUUGUCAUGCUUCUCUCCAUACUUUUUCCUAUGA